AUGAAGUGCAAUUUUCGAUACCCGAGCCCGGUGCUGCUGUUGGCGCUGUGUUGCGCCGGAUGCACCGUGCAAGGAUACAGCAGCAGCAGCAGCAGCAGCAUCAGCAGCGAUCCGCAUCUGUUCGAGAAUCGAGACGGAUACAUCAUCGGCAACUACCUGCAGGCCACGGACCAGGACAUCCGGGACUUCUUCUGGACCGGGUCGGGCGACGGGAUGCCGAGCUCGGUGCAGAACCCGUUCGAGCGGUUCCCGCUGAGCGAAGACGCCAUCAUCAAGACGGCCACGGUUGUGGCCACCGUCUACAUCGACCGCAGCGGAGCGCCGGAUGGUUACGAUGAUCUGUGCAUCUUCGAUUGCCCACCGGGUGGUGGGACCGGGACCGGGGGCCGGCCGGGACCGGGCGUGGAUGAUUUGGACGUCCCGUUCGGCGACCGUAUCGACAACGUGACGCCCACGGACCGCCGGUUCUGGUUGAUGACCGUCAUCGGCGGUCUGUACGGUCGCCCGGACUAUCCGAUGCUCGAGAGCCGGUUGGCCAAACUGUACCGGGUUGCGUUCGCCAGACAACAGGCAUUACACCUCGGCAUCAACAGCAGCGCCAGCAACAGUCAGCAGCAUCGCAACAACACCCUCGAGUCGAUGGAAGAAGACGACCAGCAUGGGCCAUCGAGGCGCACUCGGCGUGGGCUCAGCCCGGACGUUAAGCCGAACUCGACCCUGGGCUUACCGGCACUCCGCACAAUGGACCGCAAGACGGCGACGUUGCGGCACGGUGGGACAAAAAGUGCAUCGACCACCACCACCAGUCGGGAGCACUCCUUUCCGGCCUCCGCCCGGGACGUGUUGACGAAUGGGAAUGUCGUUGCGUACGAGCAACGGCAGCGGCUUCUUAGGAAACGUGGAGGUCCUCGUCACAAACGCCACUCGCCGGGCGUGGGAGAUUCCGGUGAACGGAUCGGAAGUCAAGUGCUACCCGUACCGCCGAUCGUGGAAGUAAUUGGCGCCGACGGUCCGGAGGGUAGUGGCGGUGAGGAGCAGUCACGGCCACAGAGGAGCGGCGGCGGCCCCAGUUUGGUGGCGUCCGGGUCUGACAAGGGCGCGUACUCGACGGACGGUCGGCGGAAAGUGCGAAUCCUGAUACACAACACCACCCACCUGCGCGAGGACGAUCGAUUGUCGCUGACGGAGCACGGGCCGGCCGGCCGGGAAAACAAUCGCUCCGGCCCGGCCGGAAGUGGCUUUGCGGUGGGCUCAUCGAAUCAGUUGAUCAAUCAGACGGAAAUCAUCUACUCGGUGUUCGUUGGCGGACUGCCAGUGCUGGCGACGACGGCCGCCGAGGACAUGAAGCUGAUGUCGCAGGACGAGAUGGAGCACGUGCUCGAGUCGACGGUUUACCUAAAGGCUGACCCCUACUUGAAGGAGCCCCAGGCGACGCCACUGAUACCGUCGACACAGAACGGGAGCGGCAAUGUGAUAGCACUGAUCGGCCAGAACCCGAGCCUGUUUGUGGUUUCCUGCGUGGCGGCCGUGUUGCUGUUGGUGCUGUGCAUCGGGCUGUUCCUGUUGGCUCGCGGCAAGCGGAAGCAUAUCGUCGCCAUGAAGAAACUCGAAUCGACACAGGCGCUAGUGAUGCCGGGAACGAUUGCAGAAGAGCUGAGCGCCCUGAAGACCGGCGAAAGUGGCAGUAGCCGGCAGCCGUCGCCCUAUCCACGCGAUCCGUCCGGAGCCGUUGGCGGCAGGAUGGCACAGAAAGCGUCGCCCACGAUCCACUUCCCACUGCCACCGAUGACCCGGCCGACGUCAUCCUCUUCGAGCUACUCCUCCGAUUGCUCCGUCUACUACCCGAAGCGGAAGCAGAAACAUCAGCACCACCAUCACCAUCAUCACCAUCAGCAGCAGCAGCACCACGAGCUGCUGGACGAGAAGGCGGUCAAUUUGACGAGCAAGAUGCAGAAGCAGUUCCAUCUCCAGUCGCUGCUGUCACCGGGAGUGCAGGAGAACGUGUACGCCACGGUCCAGAAGCCUCCGCCCGGCAAGAAGGAUCACAAGCGGCGCCGGAAGUAUUUGGGCGAGAAUCGAGUCGGUUCGCUCGAGGCGGGUGCUGGCGGGUUGGCACCACCGCCACCUCAGCGUAGUCCACUGACGACGACGACCGCCACCACGAGCAGCGCUAGUCCGAGUGAUCGAUCGUUCGACGAUCGGCAACCGCGGCUCGUUCCCGGGGCGUACGAACCGAGCGAAACCUUCAACACGGACCUGAUCCUGAAGCACUACCUAAAGCGGAAACCGUUCGGCUACGGAGAACCCGGCCUACCGGUGGAGGCCCUCAGCCGGGAUCAGAUCCGGGUGCUGGCGGAACAGUACGGCGGUGUGGCCGCUGGUAUGUCGCUGGACUCCGGCAGUAUCGGGUCGUACCUCAGCAUGGCGUCGGUGAAGAGUUUCCCCAGGUGCUUCGUGCCGGAACCGUUAAGUCGCGUCUUGGAGCCGGUCACGAUGACCCACCUCGACCAGUCGGAUGCCGCCUACCCGGACGGGAUGAAGUCGUCGGGUGCGGACACGGCCGCCACUAGUCAGUACAACACGGACACGGACGCCCCGGGACUGGCACGGUCCCAGAGUGAUGGGGCCGACCCGGGCGUCGUGGGUCCUAUCGUUUGGCAGAUGCACAAGAAAGAAAUGGAAGAAAUGACCAGCCCACUGCGGGAUCCGGUAGUGACGAGGAAUCGGUUCGAGGGUCUGCUCGAGGGUGCCAUCCAGCUGUACGGUGACGGGCCCGAACGGGACGAGGAACAGAAGACCUCCAUCCCCCUGCCGGGGGUCAUCCGGCCGGUGGAAUCGCGCGGAAAGUCGGCAGUCGUUGUAAGAGAAACGUCCCGGGCGUCGUCGGCCACGAUCCGCCCGGUAACGGCGGCCCCCGGACGUAAGGGGACGGUCCCGGCCCGGGAGCCACAGUUGCCACGGUCUCCGAACGCUCCGCUUGGUGGUCGCGCGUGGGCCAGCGGGACCCACUCGCCCAUGGUGCGGCCAAUGAGUGCCGGGCCGUUCCAUUCGCCACAGAGUGGACCCCCGCUGGGGCUGGAGAUUGCCCGCGUGACCGCACCGCAGACGGUGCUCCAGUCGACCGAGCUGUCCACGGCACCGUUGCUCGACAACAUCAUGCACGAGCUGCGCCGGUACCGCGCGGAACAGUGA
Molecule: messenger RNA, 3192 nt
Organism: Anopheles cruzii
Lineage: Eukaryota; Metazoa; Arthropoda; Insecta; Diptera; Culicidae
Exons: 10
Coding region: 1-3192 (1063 amino acids)
Source: RefSeq, a predicted model, not a curated record